This is a messenger RNA of Lagopus muta (rock ptarmigan), 3445 nucleotides long. RefSeq names its product cilia and flagella associated protein 100 (gene CFAP100). NCBI's taxonomy places the organism in Eukaryota, Metazoa, Chordata, Aves, Galliformes, Phasianidae. Bases 446 to 2269 code for a protein of 607 amino acids. The transcript is spliced from 15 exons. The record is from RefSeq and is a predicted model, not a curated record.
UAAGACACUAAUUGGGCAGCUGCAGAAACACAGCCAAUAGGAAACACAUCGCACCAAGGACAUACAGGGAAAUUAGGCCAGAUGAGUUUAGCUCAAAAUACAUAAAAACUGGAGGCUGUUCACAGCAAAUAACGAUGCUUUAAAAUAGCCUUAAAACUAGCUCAAGCGGAAGAGGAUAUUUUCUGCCGUGCUUACGGUUGUAUGGAUCAGGAAUACAGCAGCAGAAUUACAUCAACUGAACCAGUACCAGGACUCUGCCUUUUUUGAUUCAAGGAUAACUGUAACAAUGAUCUAUCUGUUCUCUGUGAGUGAGAUCAUUACAAUUAUGCCUUUUCCCCUAGGACCUGCAGCAAAGACUACAAAGGAGACUGGUUUCAGAGAAACUAAAAACUAACUUUCAUCACUGCGCCAGCCUAAAAUUAAACGUGACCAAAUUUCCUACAGCAUGUCUGUGCUGUCCAGCAAUCAUUCAGCCUUAUCACAAGAAACCCACAGCACUUACAGUACUGGAACAACUUCUGAAUCAAGGAUGCCACCUGUAUAUGAAGAGUCAGUCUGUGAGAGUCUCUCUUCUAAACCUGGAAUGGAAACCUACCUUGUGUCAGAAUUCCCAGAAGAGGAUAAAGAAUCCAUUUACAAAAAUCCAUUUACAGUUCCUCCAGAUAUUGAUAUUUUUGCAAUAAGGAACAAGGAAAGAAAAAAGGCAAAGGAGGAACGUGAAAAGAUGAAGACCAUGAAAAUUCAUGAGAAAAUGACUUACUCUGCUAAAAACAAGGCAAAGGAAAAAGGGUUUAGGAAAGCUUUGCAAAAGGAAGAGGAAGAAGAAAACAGAAAACAGGCAACAGAUGAAGAGAGACUGAAAGCUCUUCAGGAGUGUCUUUCAUGGAAGAUAGCCAUUAAAAAAGAUUAUCCACUAGAAAAAGAAACUUUCCGUGACUACAUAAAUGACAGAAGAGAGAUAUUUUUACUUGAGUAUGCCAUAGCAGUGAAGAGAGAAGAGAUUCAAAAGUUGGAGAACAUAGCAAAGAAAGAGGAAAGAAAACUGGAAAAGGCUGAAAACAACCUGGAGAAGGAUAUUGCCGUGUUUGAUGAGUUCCUGAAGGAGAACCAUAAAAGCUCCAUUCAAGCCCUGAAAAUUGCUGAAAAAGAAUCUGCAGUGAAAGCAAAGAAAAUAGUAGAGAUCCACGCAAUUAGUUCCCAAAUAAUGAGCCUCCAAAGUGAUAUAACCAGAUUUGAGAAUUCUCUGCGAGAGUACAAGAUGUACAGAGACUUCCUCUAUCAGCUAUCUCCAAAAGAAUGGCAGGAGGAAUAUGAAAAAAAGCGUGAAAAGAAGUUGAAAACAGCAUCCAAAGCUGACAGAGGAAGUGCCUCGGAGAAGGACCAGGGUCUGACCAUUGGGAUGAGUAUAAGUGGUAUAGAUGUGCCAAUUUCUCUGCCGUCUGCAGAAAGUUUGAACACAAGUUUAUCAUCUGGGACCAGACCAUGGCUCAGAAGCCUCCUGAAACCUCUCACAACAGAAAAUCCAAAUUCAUCGGAGGAUCAAGAGGCUGAAGCCUGCUCGGAUGAAGAUGAGGAGCCUGAGCUGUAUUUUACUGACCCCCAACAACUGCUGUCUAUUUUAACGGAAAUGGAGGAACAGAAUUUCUCCUACCUCUGUAAUUUCCAGGAGACAGAGAAAGAAAUGAAUGAGUUUCAACACAUCUUCAUCGACACACAAAAAAGGAAGGAUCGUGAGAGAACGCAGCAGAAAGAAGUUUUGCUCACCUUGAAAUCCACUGUCACCAAAUUGGAAGAGAGAGCAGCAGACCUGAAGCUCAGAGUUGAAGACUUUUCCUCAGAACGUGAAGCUGAUGUCCAGGAUAAAAUGCUUGCAAGCUUGAGAAAAAAAGUGCGGGAGAUCUAUGGUCAGUGCAUUGGAGAAAGCAGGGAAGGCAUGGAGACAGUGGAGAUGCUGGCAGCAAUAGAAAAAAAGCUCAUUGAGUUACUGGACAACCUGGAAAGAAUUCCACCUGCAAAGAUAGCAGAGAUUGAAAAAGCCAAGAAAAAAGAACAGAGAAUGAGGCUGAGAGAGGAAAAGGAACAACAGCAGAAGCAGCUGCAGGAGGAGAAACUGCAACGGGCCCUGGAGAGAGCACAGGCAAUCAUACAGAAAAAGACUGGCAGAAGGCUGAUGUUCCGUUCCAGCCCACCUGCCAGGAAGGAAAAGAAAAAGCACAACCAAGAACAAAGGGAUAAAGACAAAGAAGAAAUACUGUACUAUUUCACUUGACAGCACAGCUUUUACUACUUAACAUAGGGUUGAUAGCACUCUAGAAAAAGGUUUCUGUAGCUCCAGCCUGAGCUUAAGCUAUUUGCAGUGUGAGAACAUCAUGAACUUCACGAAACCCCUCCUACCUCUGCAAGACCCAAAGGAAAGGAGCGUCAGGCAACCACUCAUUGUUUUUCUUAACUACGGAAAUAAAAUAAAUGCUCUUAAUUUGCUCCUUUGGCUCCUGCUAGCAAUGCUUUUCUCAUUCAGUUGUUGAUGCAAAUAGCUCUAUCCCUAAAAACCUGACCAACGUCCUGGGUAACAAUUUUGCCAUGGCCCAACUAAGCCAAGCACUUACCAUUUAUCAUAACCACAGAUCAGGUGAACAGCUAUAAAAUGAAGUCUCUGCCUUAAUCUGAAGGAUGGAUUGGUGGACUCCACUCUGCUACUGUGAAGAUACAAACAAAGGAGGAAAAAACCAAACAAGCCAAACAGAAACAAAGCCGUUGACCAUUAACUUUAUGUCAGGUGCAACCAUAUAAAGAACAAUACCCAGUGACAAGCUGACCAUAAAAAAAAAAGCUUUAUUAACCCUUUUGCACCAGUAGUUCUUCAGGCAUCCAUUGCCAGCAAUGGACUUCAAGCCAAGUGAUCCAUUUGUCGGCCCCAAGAGGUUAGCACUUUACAUUCAUUUACAAAGCUGAGUGAGGUACAUUUUCAGAAGUAGAAAGAUUAAGUUGCAAGUCCCAUAAAAAGAUGGAGUGUUCCUUGGCCACUGUAUUAGAUUAAGAACUGGUAUGGUCCUUGAGAACAGAAUAACACAGGCGUUGGCAGCUUGAGGAGUCUCAACUUUUAGAGAUGGAGCACGGUGAGCACUGAGCAACAAUCACUUGUCCCUUCAGCAUGAUUCCUCCUCAACCUUCCUACCUUUCAGGAGAGGAUUCUAUGUUGUGGUCACAGCCAUCAAGUAAAUGAUCUCCCCUACCAGCAAGUUUGGUUUGGAAACCCCACCUGAGAGGGUAACAAGAAUCCCUGGGCAUAAGCUGUAAACUCAGGAUGAAAGGAACAGAGACACCUCAGUGCUCAGAUACUUAAACAAAAGAUAGAAAAAUAAAACUGGUUCAACCAGAGGAUAAAAUACUGUCCAGGAACUGGGAUCUGAAGUUGGAUGUAACCUGCAUACUUUUUUUUUUUUUU